AUCGUCAGCGCUGGCUAAUGACGUAAUAAACCCUCGACAGUCGCAGCGGAGUCGCUUGUUUACAUGUCCGACCGUAGCUCCAAUGAAGAGCCGUUUUCUAGUUAAAUGUGUGUGAGUGUAGCUGUCGGCAGCUGUACCGUCCAGCUGUGAGAUGGAUUUCUGCAGGAAACAGGUGAAGUCAGACUGUGAGGAGCUGCUGAGCCGCUUCCAGACGACCGAGUCUGUCCGCUUCCAGCAGUUCUCCGACAUCUGGAGAGAAAUGAAGUUCGAACACAUAUUCUACGGCACUAUGAAGCAUGAGAAGCGAACGUUCAGUCGUCUGGUUCUGGACACGGCCUACAGGUACUUCCUGCCUCCGUUCAGCUUCCAGAUCAGAGUCGGAGGACUUUAUCUGCUGUACAGCCUGUUUCACUGCCAGACCGCGUCGCCCUCGGAGCAGAUCCGUCUGUCGCUGAAGGACUGGGAGGACGUGAAGAAGUUUGAGAAGGACGCUGUGAACGCUCAGCACUUUGACGUCACCUUCAUCCUCCGACAGAUGAUGUUCCACAAAGCGUUCCACUUCACCGCCAUGCCCACUCUGCUUGCGUUUAAGAAGAAGAGGAAGAUCGAGGGGUCGCCGUUGUGUGAGGAGUUCAUGGAGCGAACGUCUCGUCCGCAGGAGCUGAUCAACACGGAGCUGCUGGAGGAACUGUCCAACGUUCACGAUCUCUACGAGAAGAUGAAGGUUUCUGUCGCUUCAUCGUCAGAACAGGCGCCUUCAUCUGUCAACCUGAUCAGGAAAGACCUCGUCCCUCAGCUACGCGGCACCGUGGUGGAUUUCUACAAGUGGCAGCAGAAGAAGGAUGAGACCGAUGACGAUGAAGACAGCGGCGAGGGAACAUCUUCUCAGCAGGAGUGCUCCAGAAGAGCCGAGCUCGUCGCCUCCAUCAAGUCGAAGGCGUACGGAAACGCGGCAGAGGCCUCCAAAUCCCGGCGUCAUCGUCAGGUCGAGGUGGAUUUCACCAGCAGCGAGGCCGGUCCCGCGCUCACGUCAAGUCACUCCAGGACGAGCAAACCGUCACUCAAAGCCAGAACCAAUGAAAGUGUGUUCAUCACAGGUGACCUGUGGAAAGAAGCCAUGACGUCCACUCAGAUCAACUGUCUCACCACACUGGACUCUGUUCCUGAAGAAAAACCGAAACAGUACAAAAGAUUCAAGUGGUGAUGAAGACGACGCAGCAGUCGACCUUCAUCAUGACUGGAGCUGCUGCACAGCGUUCACUGAAGUUUGUUUUAAAAUGCUGUUUUUUGAUGAUCUUUUAUGUUUUUAUGUUGUAACAUAGAAAAUGUGAAUGUUUUUACAUUUUAAAGUGUUUUCAUUUAUUUUUUUAAUGAGUUGAACAUCAUAAUAGAUGGAAUUGAGACAUAGAAACUAGGCUGUUGAAGAAUAAUAUUCAUCCAUCAAUUGCGCACAUUGUACAAUAUAUAACUGAUCAACAACAAGAAGGAUCACACACACACACACACACACGUCAGCCUCGGUGGCGUUAACGGCUUUAAUGGACAGUUUAAAACCGUUGGUGCCUGCUGAGGGGAGGCGCUGAUACUCGAGUUCAGAUGAUUUUUUUUUGCGCCUGUCUGAUUAUGGUUUGUUGAAAAAUGGUUUAUCAGGGAACAAACUUUUCUUUUCCUUUUCUGAAAUGUUAAAACUGGAUUCUGUGCUGCAGCUCGGCCUUCAUUUUUGUCUCCAGUGUUUAAAUAUUUUAUCAAGUUUCUGUCUGUUUUAUAUAUAAAAAAAACGCUUUUCUUACAAAAGUUA
This is a messenger RNA of Thunnus maccoyii (southern bluefin tuna), 1798 nucleotides long. RefSeq names its product small nuclear RNA activating complex, polypeptide 1b (gene snapc1b). Gene Ontology annotation, molecular function: sequence-specific DNA binding. Gene Ontology annotation, biological process: snRNA transcription by RNA polymerase III; snRNA transcription by RNA polymerase II. The record is from RefSeq and is a predicted model, not a curated record. NCBI's taxonomy places the organism in Eukaryota, Metazoa, Chordata, Actinopteri, Scombriformes, Scombridae. Bases 152 to 1204 code for a protein of 350 amino acids. Gene Ontology annotation, cellular component: snRNA-activating protein complex. The transcript has 10 exons.